CAAACCCCAACGAGACAUGAAUUGAGCGAACCCUGGUCAACUACAUGAUAGCUGAUGCUUUAGAUUAUGAAAAAGAAUGGUCGUCCUCAAUUUCACGCUUACACCUGAGGCAGCGGCCAAGGUGCACGAUCUUCUCGUUUGUCUCGGAAAAUUCAGCGACGCGGUUGCCAUCGAAGCGCGUCGCGACAGAUUCACAUUCACCGCUCUUAAUUCCUCCAAGUCCGCCUAUGCCGCCUUGACUCUUGAUGGAAAACAAUUCUUUAUUAGCUAUGAAUGCAUACCUAGCCACGGAGGUCCUGAUGGUCGAUUCACGUGUAGCAUGUAUACGAAAGCACUCCUAUCUGUCUUCAAAGGCCGACUUUACGAUCCACUGGGUAGAGAUGGAGCCAUCGAUCGCUGUGAGGUUAGCGUCCAGGAUAGGCCAGAUCAAGCCGAAUGCCGAUUCAUCGUUAAGAUGGUGUGCAACCAAGGGGUCAUCAAGACGUACAAACUUACCUACGAAGCUGUUGAGGUGAUGCACGCGCUGUUUGACAAAAACGUUGCCAAGAACAGGUGGAGUAUGCAUUCAAGUGCAAUGAAAGAGUACAUCGAGUACUUCGGUACUAAGACCGAGAUGCUGGAUAUCUUCGCUGGCGAAGACGGACGCGCCGUGUUCAAAAGUUACACCGAAAAAAUCUCGAAUGGGAAAGAGAUCCUCAAGCAUCCGCUUGUUACUGCUGUUGCAGUCAACACGUCUGACUUCGAGGACUUUAACGUCCAACCCGGCCUCCACAUCAUUAUCAGCGUCAAGGAUUUCAAGGCCAUUGUCAUCCACGCGGACACGCUCAAGACAAACCUAAAAGCAUACUAUUCCCAGCCGACUCGCCCUCUACAGUUUAACUACGGAUGCGACGGUUUCUUAUGCGAAUUCACUCUCAUGACAUCAGGUGACUAUGCCGGUUUAACGCCAACUCCAGCGCCCCAGAUAUCCAGUAGAUCCGACUCCCGAGCUCAAUCCACCACGUCUGAGAGAACAGAGAACCGGGGCAAAAGGCCUGAAAUGCCCCCACCGGCUGAGCCAGCAUCACGUCGAACAGCGCGGCGGCGCAAUCCAGGGUCAAGGAGAGCGAAGUCGCCGAAGCAAGGGGAUCCGGAUCCAGAGAGUUUGUUCGUAGGGAGAGAGGAGGAAGAUAGGAGUUGGGAUCCGGUUGAUUAUAAUAAUGAAGAAGAGACCCUUGGGUGGGACGCGAGUGCUGAUCACGAGGCUGCCAUCUUCCCUACAUUUCGAGACAGUGGGAGCCUGUCACGGACAGAAACGGAGGAUAAUAAUGAGGCUGUGGCGCCAACACAGCGAGUAUCUCAGAUCAAGGGGUUAUGGUAGACGAAGACGUGAGGCAGUGUGCUCUGUAGAACGGGUGUUGAAAUUAGAUUAACUCUCUCUACUUGGUCAGGGCAAAGCGAUCAAGACGCCAUUUUGCUAUGGUAAAGUUUUGUGGUUGCGACAGCAUGUUCCCCGUAAGAAAGGGUGGCAAGGCUAGACAGC
Lindgomyces ingoldianus is the source of this 1522-nucleotide messenger RNA. RefSeq lists its product as uncharacterized. The transcript is spliced from 2 exons. Gene Ontology annotation, biological process: DNA repair; cellular response to ionizing radiation; mitotic intra-S DNA damage checkpoint signaling. Bases 77 to 1360 code for a protein of 427 amino acids. Gene Ontology annotation, cellular component: checkpoint clamp complex. NCBI's taxonomy places the organism in Eukaryota, Fungi, Ascomycota, Dothideomycetes, Pleosporales, Lindgomycetaceae. The record is from RefSeq and is a predicted model, not a curated record.